AUGAACACGGAGUCGCGUUGGCGGCGACAAUUUGGAAGAGGUGCAAUGCUUUCCUCGAAUACUCUCGCCGGCUUUGUGAACGUAUUCGGGCCGGUGGCGGGCCAAGCUGGAAGCACGCGUGCGGCGCUUCGAAGCGCAACGGUACGGCUCAGCAGGGUCUGCACGGACGCGGUCUCACGGCGAAACCGGAAGCAAGCCACCUGUAUGAGGCCGCGCUCGCGUGCGCGACUCUUUAUGGGCACCGAUACGAACCCAGAUGGUGAAGACAAUGAAACUCGCUCUGGGUCACAAGGAGGUCAAAACUCCAGCGAUGUCGAAAAGCACAAGGAGGCGUCUGCCUCAUCUGGGCAGUCCGGGAGAAGCGAUAUGGGUACGCGGGAUAUUGAAUUUAACCUUGGCCCCAAAGGCGAGUCCCUUACUGCGUCAGCUACCGAAAAACCAAAUCCAUUCUUGGAAUAUAUCCGCUCCUUGUCUCCGCCAGAGACUUUGAAGCGUUUUGCCGAGUCGGCACCCAAAGAAGUUCAAGCUGCCAUGAAACAAAUGGUCGUCAACAUGUUGGGCAACCUGCCGCCUUUCGCGUAUGCAGUUACCAUCACCACGCUGGGGCAGCGUCUAGCGGACCUGCUGUAUUCUACAGCGAUGACGGGCUACAUGUUGCGCAAUGCUGAGUACCGUCUCUCGCUGACGCGCUCGUUGGGAUACUGGAGUCCCAACGAUAAUCAGAGUAACGAGCGGUUGCGGCAAGAGAUCGAGCGCAUAGCACCGGAUUCUGUCAUUCGUCUGCGCAACUCGGAUGGCACAACCACCGAGGUUCCCGCCGCGAAAUUCCUCGGAGAGCUCUGUGAAGAAGUGCGCGCUCUGAAAAGCGAAUUAGCCCAGUACGAAGCGGGAAGCAAUCGGAUUCUCUCCUACAUUCGCUCUCUGAAACCCGAGAACCUGGAGCAGCUGACAAAAAGCGCAGGCACUGAAGCUGUAGAUGCAAUGAAAAGGACAGUGAAAACCUUGCUUGAGCAGUCGGGAGUUAAGGGCGAGCUUCCAGUCACCCUCCCGGCAGCUGAGCUGUCAUCGCUCCUCUUCUGGCUCAUGGUUCUCGGAUAUGAUAUUCGAGAAAAAGAAGUGAAAAUGGAUUUUGAACGACAGUUUCAUAGGGGUUAUCUAUCGAGUUCGAACGAACAGAAACCGGAGGACGAAGGAAGCGGCCCGGACGCGCCUCAGCCGUAA
This is a messenger RNA of Cyanidioschyzon merolae strain 10D, 1221 nucleotides long. RefSeq lists its product as hypothetical. NCBI's taxonomy places the organism in Eukaryota, Rhodophyta, Bangiophyceae, Cyanidiales, Cyanidiaceae. The transcript has a single exon. The record is from RefSeq and is a predicted model, not a curated record. The coding region runs from base 1 to 1221 and encodes 406 amino acids.